Molecule: messenger RNA, 1923 nt
Organism: Adineta ricciae
Lineage: Eukaryota; Metazoa; Rotifera; Eurotatoria; Adinetida; Adinetidae
Source: the annotation of a GenBank genome assembly
AUGAAUAUUCAUAUCCGUCGUUAUUUAUUUCGUUUUAUUCUUUUCGUACCUGUCGCUUGGCUUUUAAUCAUUCUUAUAUUUUUGCAAUCCAACGAAAUUUCUACAAAACCAUCUGAUAACAUUAAAUUAAAAGAAAAAAAAAGUGGUAAUUAUCGCAUAGGACGCGAUGCAGACGAAGCGGACGCUUUCGGUGGCGAUGCAUUGGCACGAUUGCGUGAUCAUUUAGUACCAGUACACAACAAAUCUAAUUCUGGUGAAUCGUCAAGUGUAGUGCGAGUUAUACAUGAAAAACCUGAACAAGUAGCAGCACCACAAUUAGAAAAUCCUAAGCAAGAUCUCAAUGGGCCAGGAGAAAUGGGUAAACCAUUCGAAGUCAACAAAGAUAAAUUAACACCCGAUGAACGUAAAAAAUAUGAAGAUGGCUUUCAAAAGAACGCUUUCAAUGGUUAUGUCAGUGAUCUGAUAUCUAUCCAUCGAAGUUUACCCGAUGUACGGGAUCCAGGUUGCAGAAAACUUUCGUAUAAAGGUUUGCAAGCCACUGCAAGUAUAGUCAUGUGCUUCCACAAUGAAGCUUGGUCGGUAUUAUUGAGAUCUAUACACUCGAUACUCGAUCGAACUCCUGAACAUUUACUAAAAGAAAUCAUACUGGUUGAUGAUUUUUCUGAUAUGGAACAUCUGAAAAAACCUUUCGAUGAUUAUAUUAAACCUCUUGGCAAAGUCUUCGUCGUUCGGCAACCAAAACGUGAAGGUCUUAUUCGAUCACGGUUAGCCGGUGCUGCUACAGUCAAGGGUGAUGUGAUUGUUUUUCUUGAUUCACAUAUCGAAGCAACCGAAGGUUGGCUUGAACCAUUGAUUGCACCCAUUGCAGCCAAUCGCACAACAGUUGUCACGCCUGUUAUCGAUGUCAUUGAUGAUACCACAUUUAAAUAUAAUUAUGGUGCUGUAAGUUCACUGAGUGUUGGUGGAUUUGAUUGGAAUUUGCAAUUCAACUGGCACGGUGUGCCAGAACGUGAACGAAAGCGAAGAAAACAUGAGCUUGAACCUGUACGGACACCGACUAUGGCUGGAGGACUUUUUGCUAUUAGUAAAAUUUAUUUUGAAGAGCUCGGAACAUAUGAUGCUGGAAUGGAUAUUUGGGGCGGAGAAAAUCUUGAAAUGUCAUUUCGAAUAUGGAUGUGCGGUGCUAUGUCGGUUUUUUUUUGUAAUCGUUCAAUAGGUACACUAGUCACUGCACCAUGUUCACAUGUUGGUCAUAUAUUCCGGAAACGUUCGCCAUAUAAAUGGUUACCAGGUGUCAAUGUUGUGAAGAAGAACGCCGUUCGUGUCGCUGAAGUUUGGCUCGAUGAAUAUAAAAAAUAUUACUACGAAAGAUUCAAUUAUGAUUUAGGAGAAUAUGGUGACGUAUCCUCUCGGAAGUUACUUCGACAAAAAUUACAGUGUAAAUCUUUUAAAUGGUAUUUAACGGAAAUUUAUCCAGAACAAUUCAUUCCUGGUGAUGCAGUCGCUUCGGGCGAGAUUCGAAAUGUUGGAGCUGCUUUUUGUGUUGAUGGAAGUACUGAUCAUAAGAACUAUCACAAGCCAGUCAUCGGCUAUCCUUGCCAUUCUCAAGGUGGCAAUCAGUUUUUCAUGUUGAGUAAGCUGGGCGAAAUUCGUCGAGAUGAUGGUUGUUUGGAUUUCUCGGGCGGUAUUAAUGAUGCGAAUAAAGAUGACAAAAUUAUUGUAUAUCCUUGUCAUGGAAUGAAAGGGAAUCAGCAUUGGGUUUACAAAGAGAACAACCAAAUACAUCAUCCAGUAUCCAACUUAUGCAUGACACUAUCCGAAGAUAGUAAACACAUUCGAAUGAGUCAGUGCGAUGAUAACAAUACCCGAUUCAAAUGGUCAUGGAAACGCAAGCCGUUGAACGAAACAAACAAAACUGAAUGA